CGAGCAGUACCGAGUAAACCAUCAAUAGUGAAACAAUAGUGAACAGUGAACUGUCCCCGUGUGUCGCAAAGUGGAAGCCCAGUGGAUAAGCUGUGUCCACCAUAAAGUGUUGUUGAAGAAUCCGGUCCAACGGUGAAAUUGUUUCUUGCGUCCACCAGAGACUUUAAAGUGAGUCCCGACGGUUGUGUUGUGUGCGAUCCGCGGGUUAAGCGUGCGAGAUUUGAUCAAUUUCUUCGAACCCCUUCGCAUCAGCAGCAGGUCCAGUAGUCAACAGGAUACACCGGCGAAGAGAGAGAGAGAUGAACCUUCUGAUACUAGCAUUCCUGGCGGUCGCGUCGCUGUCCUACUUCCCGACGCCCACGUGCGGCACGCCGGCCGCGGCGGGCGGUGGCCACGAUUCGAAGAAGUCGGUGGCGUCGGCCGAAGCGGUCCAGCCGGUCAACGAUAACGGGCUGAAGGAGAUCUGGCAGGAGGACGACCGGGAGGUGCUGAUCCGCAACGAGCGCGGCACCAAGAACAACGGUGGCGGCGGCGGUGCCGGCGCCGCCAGCGCCAGCAGCACCGGUAAGAAAGAGCGCAAGGCGGACAAGCGUCCCGCUUCCGGUGCGCACCAACAGCAGGGUUCGACCGGGGCGGGCCACGGUCCGAAGGGCCAGAAAAAGGUGAAACCGACCGAAGCGACCCGAGAUCCGGCUCCGAACUCGCAGUGCCGGUACAGCAAGGGCCCGUGGACCGAGUGCGACUCCAAGACCAACACCCGCUCCCGGACGCUGUCGCUGAAGAAGGGCGAAAACUCCUGCGUCCAGACCCGCACGAUCCAGAAGAAGUGCAAAAAAGCCUGCCGUUACGACAAGGGCGCCUGGUCCGACUGCGACAACAAUGGCCAAAUGUCGCGCACCGACAAUCUGAAGCAAACCAGUGACAACACCUGCCAGGCGACGAGAGUGGUCAACAAAAACUGCAACCAGGGCAAGUCCAAAGACAAACAGAACAAACCACCGAAGGCCGAGAAGAAGGAGAAAGGUCUCCGCAAGAAUCGCCAGUAAAUCGCCCACUCGCUCCGUGGCGGGCAGCAGCAGCAGCACAUCGCAAGGCAACCAUCUCUUCGAUUCCGUUCUUCAUUUUACGAUUUAAGCGGCCAGCGGUCAGCGGUGUCGUCGAACGAGCAUUCCCUGCUGGCCUGAGCUGCUCCCGAGGACACUAUCUCGCGGCCAAACAGCAGCGUGCGGUAGCAGCAGUGUUCCGCCUCAGCAGUCCGUCGCCGGGUGUUCGGUUUCUUUGGAUCGGAUUUUCGAUUCUGUUUUUCUACACAACACUUUCAACAUCCACAACUUCGUCGCCACCGAGAGGGCGCUCCCGGGGGCGGGUCGCCCUGGCUGCUCGCGGCGUUAUUUAUUAAGAUGACACACUUAUUAUUAAUCCGACCGACCGACAGCGGGCGGCGGGUAGGACAGAGACGGUUCUCUUCACAGGCCGAAGCGAUGGAAACAGCAGACGGGAAAAUGAUUUUGUGUAUCGUUUGUUUGAACAAAAGCAAAAAUUAAUAAUAAUAAAUCAUGGUCACAAACGUCGUAUGUGUGUCGGUGCGCCAUCCUGGCAGGGCGUGUGUGUGUGUGAGUCGGGGCUAAGUGUGUUAAGUGGCUAAGUUUGCUAGCAAGAAUGUCUUUUAACGUCAACCUCUCUCUGAUGAAUCGUGUGACUUAUGCUUUACAAUUGCACUGUACACUGAAGCCUCUCGAAAAUGAACCGAAUCAAUCCGCAAAAAAGUGGCAAAAGGCAGUGGCCGAUGCAGUCCUAUGGCGUGGAAAUUGUGGUGUCAGAAGAACAAAACUAGGAGCACCACACUAGGUUCACAGUACAUCCGAAAGUUGCUCCACGUAAUGAAAAUGAACAGGAAAAUGGCAUUGAACGCAUCGCGGCGUGACGCAUUGUAGUCGAGGACAGCUCCUCACAGUCGCCAUUCCCAUUUCUUGGUAAAAAUCGCCCAAAAUGUGCAGAAAAUCAUUUCAAUUCCGUUACUCCCUGCGACGGUUAGGGAGCAUUUUUCCGUUUUUCCAAAGUUUUCCAUGAAAAUGUAACAGCCCCCAAAAGCGGCCAAAGGUUGACGAAAGCAACAUUAACAUCCGCCCUCCUUCUGUUCACGCCGUUCCCGUCAAUACGACACGGACUGAGCCUUAACGUCUUUAAACUUGUUUGCCUAUCGCUGGCAUAAGUAAUCAAAACUCUCAUCAUAAGCCACUUUAAGCAUAAAAACCACGCCGACCGAACGCAGGAAUGACCGUACUGGCCCGAGAAAUGGGGACAGAGAUAGAGAUUACGGAUGUUAAUUGUAACAAUUGUGUCAGGUAGGGAGGCCCCGGGGAGAGAGAACCGCAUGCAUCGAACAUCGAGGUAUCAAGGACAGUAUCGGUCGGUUUCCGUGCGUGCGGGGAGCAACAUCAAAAUCAAGCAAAUAAACAUUUUAGAGGAUUCAUUGUUCCGUAGAGUGUCAAAAAGAAAGCCCUUUUCAAGUAAACGUAACAUAAGACCCUUCGCCCGGGAUGCAUAGAUAAGCGAAAUAACACAAAACCUCUGUUCUGUUCUCUUGCGGAAGGUUUUUAAUCGGUGUGGAAGCGUUUCCGUUCUGGCAAAAGUAGCACCGAUCGCGACGACACAUUCGGACCCUGUGGGCGACGCAUUUUUCUCUUAAAGGAAACCUCUUUGGCGACGACGGAACCGCUUAAUGCCAGCAGGACAAACACAUCAAUACUGGACAAAGCCAACAGCAUGCAUACCUUCCACCAUAAAUUACCGUAAAUCCUGUGGUCAACUCUCUCUUGCAUGUUUGAUGUUCGUCUCGAUAGUAACGAUUAUUGAUAACGAGUUAAGGAUUCAUAGUGAAAACGGUUGGUCGAAGCUGUCGGACGGUGGAAUGUUGAAGUAAAACUAAACCACCUUCUUCAAAACUCAAAUCGACGGCUAAGCAAAAUGGAAGCCACUGAGCGUGUGCGUCCACUAGUAUGCUGUUUGCGCGAAACAAGGAUAAUAAACACAGAGUUCAUUGAAGGAUAACAUUAUAAGUGUUUUAAACCAGAUCCUCGAAAAUCGAAACACACACACACAGACACACACAGGCAGACGGAACGACAAAUGAUCCGCAUGACAUCGUAGUAAAAUAGUAACUCGGUAAAAAAAAUAGAAGCACAAACAAGAUCCGAAUACAGAGCCAACAAGAUACAGAAACGAAGUGUAAAGGCCAAUAUUAAUUAGAUAAAAAUAUAUUAUAUAUAUACACAAACAUAUGUUAUACACCUGGACGCCACAGCCGAUACCGAGACACACCCGUGGGGGGGGGGGACGAUGGUAGAGUUUUGAACCGCAGUGAACAACCCGAUGAGACACAAUGGGCCAGCGAGAGACAGAGAGAGGAAGGGAGAGAGUGAAUGAUUCAAAUGAAAACAUAAAUCGAAGGUAAAAGAGAAACUUAUACCGAUAUUCUUAGUAUUUAACGAUUUAACGAUAACGUGACAGUUCAAACUAAGAAAUGCGAUCAUUUGUAGGAUACACAUUGGGAUUUCGGAUGUCUUUUAGAAAUUCCUUUCUCGAUUUUUGUGUUUGAGCGCCAAGGUUUUUAUGUUCCGAAACAGGACGCUUUGCUACAACGGCUUCGCAUUCUAGUUUCGGGGUUGAAAGUGAUGCGAUCAUUCACCUGCAGAAACACCUGCUUCAGUUAUUCAGUAAUGGCCUAAUUUGUUUUAAAUGAUCACACCCAUUGGACAACACUUACAUAAAACAAAUACAAUAACUGUAGCAUAAACAAUAGAACCAUAAUCGAGGCAGAUCGAGGUAACGGACAGCUGAAAAAUGAAAUUCAAAUAUCAAAUUUCUUAAUAAAACAUAUUCUUUUGUGAUAUGUUGUA
Molecule: messenger RNA, 3899 nt
Organism: Anopheles cruzii
Lineage: Eukaryota; Metazoa; Arthropoda; Insecta; Diptera; Culicidae
Gene: miple1
Exons: 6
Coding region: 300-1046 (248 amino acids)
Biological process (GO): mesoderm morphogenesis
Cellular component (GO): extracellular region
Molecular function (GO): heparin binding; growth factor activity
Source: RefSeq, a predicted model, not a curated record